UUUUUUUUUUUGUUAUUAUACCCUACUAUUUUAUACAUGACUGAAUUCGUAGUCUAUGAAGACUCCCCCCUUGAUGAAUACCUGCAAUCUGUUGACAAGGUAGAAACCACUGUCAAAGUGACGCCUCCAUCUCUUGUCAUUGGCACCAACUCAAAUACUUCAAUCAUUCAUAAACGUCCCAGUAUUUCCAGAAUGUGGAGACACUCCAUGUUCCAUGAUGCAUUUUCAAUAUCUUUACCUAGAGGAGAAGAAACCGCCUUUGAAGAAAAGUUCAAGUACCUAAUUGUUACUUCUCCUUUAUUGAACGAAACCUUAUCUGUUCAUCAUAAGCGUCAUUCGCAUCAACCUGAUUUCCAAGCAGCAACACCCACCAUGUCUAAACUUGCCAUCACGACCAACUUGGCUGCUACACUGGCUAUUUUACUUGGCACAGAAAAAUGUUUGAUUCAACCCAAACUUCCCAUCAUUACCUUGUUUUUCACAGCGUCUGCUUCCUUGUUUUUCUUUUACCGUCACAAGCGCCGCUCGAGUAUUCGACAAUUGUACCAGAUUGCGUUGACAAAGAUUGGUGGUUUUACAGAUCAAAGUGAUACGUUUGACACGAAAGUGCAUCGUUGUUUGAUUACGAUUCAAGAGAUUGAACUGGUGUCACGCGGAUAUCGAUUAUCGACGCCCUUGUCUCCUAUUUCGCGUAUCGAGCAAAAGAGCAAGCAUCGUAAAUGUAUUCAACUCCGCAACCGGCUAGCUUCCGUCCUCAGAAGAGCCUUUAUGUUGUAUGAAGAGGCCAUUAUUGAUUUGAUGGAUGUCAUUCAUAAGAAGAACUUGAAUACGCUUUAUGAAAUGUAUAAUGUGCAUUCCAUUGCCUCUCUUUCGGCCAUGGGGGAUGGUGCAGGUGGUGGAGGAGAUGAUGAAGGUUAUAGUUUGGAUCAGUUAAAGAAACUGGCUCAGAUUAUGCAUUUAAAGAGAAGAGAAUGUAUGGUUCAUUUCUUGGCAUUGGGAGCUAUGACAGAGGAUCAUGACUCGGUACAUUAUAAUUAUCGUGAUGAUUGGCGUGCCAUUAAUGAAGUCUUGACUAAAUUGGUGACGGAGACAGAUAAGUUUACCACGGAGAUUGUGGAAGCACUCGAUGCAGAAUUCUAUAAACCAUUGAAUUCGUUCGACAAGAAUAAUUAUACCACAAAAAUUUCAGAUACGCGUCUCAAGAAAUUUGUUCAUCGAUUAUCGUCUCUUGAGCAACAGUUGCGGACCAUGGAGGCUAAAAUUUAUUUAUGCAGUGAGGAUGUGCGGCAAUUAAAUUCAUCGGAGUCUACAAUGGAGACCCGAGAAAGAUUAUUGAAUGAGUAUAUGUCUGUUCAAAAGGGGUUUGAAAAUAUGGCGUCUGAAUGGGAAAUUGGUCGAGCCGUACUUGAGUCCUUUUUAAAUCCUCCUUCUUCUCUCCUCACCAAAGAAGAAGAAGAGGAAGAGGAACAGGGGUCUCCUUUAACAGAGGAAGAAGAAUUAGAAGGAAAAGGUAUCGUGCUUGAUUCCGAAGAUGUGGCUGAUAUUUUGAAUUUACCUUUGGCAUCCAAAGCAUCCGUCUUUGAAGCCAUUGCCGGUGUCGUAGAGAAAAAUGGCAGAGAGAAAUCCAAAAUGACACGUCGAGAACGGAUUGAAGAGAUGCGACUCAAACGAACCAAAGAGACGGAAGAGAAAUCCACACGUUUAGACUCUCAAACGAUGGUGCAUGAAUUAAAGAGUGUUCUUCAUAAAAGAAUUAACGACUUAGAUUUAGAAGACAGUAGUGAAGAUACCCAGACAAAUGUAUAAGGCAAAAAAUAAAUAAAAAUAAAAACAAAUAUUUAUUAUCUAU
Molecule: messenger RNA, 1849 nt
Organism: Mucor mucedo
Lineage: Eukaryota; Fungi; Mucoromycota; Mucoromycetes; Mucorales; Mucoraceae
Product: Mysoin-binding motif of peroxisomes-domain-containing protein
Exons: 7
Coding region: 37-1806 (589 amino acids)
Biological process (GO): cell-cell adhesion
Cellular component (GO): plasma membrane
Molecular function (GO): myosin binding
Source: RefSeq, a predicted model, not a curated record